AAUUCAAAGUGGACUGUAAACUUGAAAUAAAAUUUCGAUAGCUCAUUUAAUCUUUAAUGGAAUCCAACCAUAUUUCUCCUGAAGGCAAUGUGACAACCAAUUGGAUCACAGCGCGGGAACUAGGAAUCAGACUGAUCUGCACCUAUAAAUAAGGUCAGAACCGGCACCAGCACCAUACUACUCUCAAGCCAGUUCUCUUUUCUGUUAUCCUCAUGGCUCGUACUAAGCAGACCGCUCGCAAGUCCACCGGCGGUAAGGCGCCGCGCAAGCAGCUGGCCACCAAGGCGGCCCGCAAGAGCGCGCCGGCCACGGGCGGCGUGAAGAAGCCGCACCGCUACCGGCCCGGCACGGUGGCCCUGCGCGAGAUCCGCCGCUACCAGAAGUCCACGGAGCUGCUGAUCCGCAAGCUGCCGUUCCAGCGGCUGGUGCGCGAGAUCGCGCAGGACUUCAAGACCGACCUGCGCUUCCAGAGCUCGGCCGUGAUGGCGCUGCAGGAGGCGUGCGAGGCCUACCUGGUGGGGCUCUUCGAGGACACCAACCUGUGUGCCAUCCACGCCAAGCGCGUCACCAUCAUGCCCAAGGACAUCCAGCUUGCGCGCCGCAUCCGCGGGGAGAGGGCGUAA
This is a messenger RNA of Balaenoptera ricei (Rice's whale), 623 nucleotides long. RefSeq names its product histone H3.1. The transcript has a single exon. Gene Ontology annotation, molecular function: protein heterodimerization activity; DNA binding; structural constituent of chromatin. NCBI's taxonomy places the organism in Eukaryota, Metazoa, Chordata, Mammalia, Artiodactyla, Balaenopteridae. Bases 213 to 623 code for a protein of 136 amino acids. Gene Ontology annotation, cellular component: nucleosome. The record is from RefSeq and is a predicted model, not a curated record.